AUGGAAUCAUCUAAUACACGCGUUAAACGAUUAUCUAAAUUACUCAAUUUAAACAAUUUCGAGCAACGCGAUGAGCUUGAAGAAAAAUUGGAAAAUGGCUUCAAUAUGGUACAGAAUCGAACGAGCGGUCUUCCGGAAAAGGAAUCAUACGAUGUUCUGUUACAAAUGGCUGGCGAAGCAAAGGUGUUUGAGAAUAUCACAGGAGGUCUUCUGUACGGAUUGCUAACCGAACCACAAAAUGCUCAGAAGUAUUUUUCUAUCUUGUCGCUGCUAGCGCGUGAUGGUUGGUUCUGCGCUCUAUGCAAUGUUAAUAUGAUACUAUUUGAACUUUACCCGCGAAUGCGACCGGAAGUGCGUGAGCAAAUUGUAUACUUUUUUCGGGAAGCGAUCAAAUCAAAUGUACCGAAAAUUGACAAUGUUCUGAUCAAUUACCUCCGUAAUGCUAAUGACGGGAGUGAUUUGAAAGAAACUUGCGCUCUUUUAAGUGCUGUUGCUGGGAUGCUAAACGACCACCAUGCUUGGUUGAGCGAAUUGAAACCGAAAGCUUCCCUUAUUCCGGUUACUUUGCUCACUUUUACGAGAUUUAUUUGUGACCUUAGCUCUUUCAACGCAUUUGAGUCGUUGCGUACACAGAUGGUUAAUGUUUGUCACUGGCUGCUUACAGAAAGAUUUGUGGACUGUGCGCAGUUGGGACGAGAUUUAGUCUUGGCAUUAAUGAGAGUUUCAAAAAUACCGCAGUUUGCUGCGAUAUGGAAACAACUACUCUAUAACCCAAACAAACUAGGACCUAAUAUUAAUAUUGAAGAACUAAUGAAUCGCAUGUGUCCGCAUACUUUUCCUCUUUAUCGAAUAUCUGUAGCUAUGCAGCGAAAACUUGAAUUCAUAUUUGCCAAGGUGAAACCUGGGACACAUGAGCGACAUUUGGAUUGGUUCAAAAAACAGUACUUAUCAAAUCCAGAGGCUGGUAGCCUUCGUUCUGAAUUGGUCCGCUGUGCCAUAUUUCUUUCAUGCGGAGAAAUACCUCAAGUUGGGCAGGAGAUGAAAGCAAUUUUCAUUGCUUCAAUGUUCCCGCAAACAAAUAGCAUAAUGGAACAGCAGUGGUGCAAACUUCAUCUUUUAUGGGAUUGGCUUUGUUAUGACCCUGCUAAUGGGGGGCAUGUUCUGAUUGAACCUGCUUUUCAUGUACUGAAACACCUGUUACAUGUCCAACCGUUAUUAGCGAAUUCCCUUGUUGACUUUAUGACAAGAAUGAGUUAUGAACUUCAUCCGCAACUGCAGCAGCGAAUAAUAACCUCAGUAACAAAUUCAUUCAAAUUUCUAAUUGAUCAUAAUAUUUUAGGAUCUCCUUCCGUGAUAUUCGACAAUCCAGUACUGCAAAAAAAUGUACGAGAAAACUUCCGGGAUACAUUUCGAGGACUUUUUCGACCACCACAAACAAUGCAAACACAUUCUUCUGCUGGUGGAAUCGAACCUGGUGAGAUGUUACUAUCAGAUGUAGAGAUUGCGCUAAGCGAAUCUGGUUCAGUAGUUACCGAAGAUGUAGUUAGCAUGGAUUCAGCGGUAGUUGAAGACAAUGGAUCACUUGAUGAAGAGUUUGGUUUAUCAUGUGAAGAGAAACUAAUGACCCUCUUAGCCGCUGUCAAAGAAGAAUUUCGAGAACCGAUUGAAAAUUUAUCAGGUGUGGAGAAUUUGGACAGCGAUAUGCGAUGUGAAAUGAUGCAGAAGUUAUUGUCUUCUGUCUUUGAUAAUGAUGAAUUACUAGAUGAGGAACAGAUUGAAUUGUUAUCGGAAUGUCUUUUACUUAUUUUCAGAAAGGAUAUCCGAAAUAGGAAGCCGUUAUCGGAAGGUUUUUUGGACACACCUGAAGUUCUGGAAGAGAUGUUUAACCAACCGCUUUAUGUAAUAUUUCGAAACCUAUGUCUGACACCAGAUAGUGAUGCUACAAGGCAGUUACUAUUAUCUUUAAUUGCUGAGAUGUGCGAAAGGUGCUCAUCUAUAUCAUAUUUACUGUUAUUUUUUACAUCUUCAAAUCGUCGUGAUCAGAAUGAUACUGCAAUUGCUGCUUAUACUGAUCUGUGUCGCCUAUUAGAUAGCCCACCGAUUCAGCAAAUUGUUUCAGACUUACAGCAAUGCCACAUCGAUGACUAUGUACUGUUCGCACAUCUUAUUCCAUAUGUAUACGAAAAAUUUGCCACGGAAGCAAUGGGUAGUGUUGAACUGAUGAAACUGUUAUCGCAUUCAUUAGACGGGCGGCAGAUCGCUGAUCUUAUUGGGGAAAUGGUUCGGGAAAACAUCUCAUUUUUUAGGAAGGACUCUUUUUUACCUAUCGUCAGUGCUUCAUUGACAUGGGAAACAACCGCGCAGUUUGUUUUCUGGCAGCUGGUACAUGCAGAAGGUGUUCCUGUGGAUUGGAUUUUACAAAUGAUUUCUAAACUACAGUACCCGAAGCAUUCGGAAGCAAUUGCGCAAGUUUAUAUCAUGCUUCAAAGGAUGGACCGCGAACCAAAUAUGAGUCUCAUACGAAAUCUUUUAUCUCGUACACCAUCUGAUAUGUUCACUGUAAACUGUCUGAAACUGCUGAUUAAGGAUCCAGAUUAUGCAGCUCGAGUAGCAGAAUUGCUCUCUAAUCUCAUCGACAAAUUGAUUCAAUAUGUUUGCUUGGAUCAGCUUUUUUCACAUCUUGACAAAUUUCGACAGAGUUGUUUAUCGAAGGAUAGUCAUGUGGCGGAAGCCUUCUUGGCUCGACCUACUCUACAGGAAGCAUUUACAGUGGCAAGGGCGGCUGAAAAGGUGUCAUCUCUUCGAAUACGCUACAGUGAGCUGUUUGCUGUAAUGGAAAUAUUGAGUGAUGAUAAUGCACAAAGUGCUCGUUCUUUACGAAGAACCAAAACGUCGAAAAAGAUGACUGAUAUGAGCGAUGACGAAAGCAAAAACUCAAAACGAAAACGCCAGAAACUGAUAGUUGAUUCUGAUAGUGAUUAA
This is a messenger RNA of Brugia malayi, 2982 nucleotides long. RefSeq lists its product as uncharacterized. The record is from RefSeq and is a predicted model, not a curated record. Gene Ontology annotation, cellular component: cytoplasm. The transcript is spliced from 22 exons. The coding region runs from base 1 to 2982 and encodes 993 amino acids. NCBI's taxonomy places the organism in Eukaryota, Metazoa, Nematoda, Chromadorea, Rhabditida, Onchocercidae.